UCCCCUCUCUCUCUCUCUCUCUCUCUCUCUCUCUCUCCAUUUCUGCAAUGGACUCAAAACAUAUGUCUCUGCAGGCAAUGUACUCAUGCAUGUUAUUGAUGGUGUUGGUUGGUUUUGCAAACUCAGACAUAGCCAAAGACAGAGAAGAAUGUGCAGACCAGCUGGUGGGGCUCACCACGUGUCUGCCCUACGUUGGCGGGGAUUCGAAAGCUCCCACACUGGACUGCUGCACUGGCAUCAAACAAGUCCUGCAGAAUAGCAAGAAGUGCCUCUGUGUCUUGGUCAAGGAUCGAAAUGAUCCCAGCCUUGGCCUCAAGAUCAAUGCCACACUUGCCUUGGGCCUUCCCACCACCUGUCAUGCACCGUCUAAUGUGUCCGAGUGCCCUUCACUCUUGCAUUUGGCACCUAACUCACCAGAUGCGAAGGUCUUUGAGGAAUUUACAAACAGCACCAAAGGGAGCAAUAGUGUCCCAGCUGCUAAUGGGAAUUCUACCCAGAAUGGAACAAGUGCAGAGUUAAAUAGCAGUGGUGGAAGUGGAAAGAGAAGGUUAGGUGUUGAGAUUGCUUGGGGAAUCAUAUUGGCUCUGCUGUUUCACAUCUCUUACCAUAUGCAUGAUGUUUAGACAAGUUCCCAACCCCACAAAGUGGUUAUCAUAUCUCAUCAUUAUGUACUUUAUGUUAUUUCUCUACACAACAUUAUGAUUAAGCCAUGAUACAUAUCAUGUAACACUUUGGCUAUAAAGGCUCAAGUGUAUUUGAAAAAAAUUGGUUAUCUAGGUGCCCUUGUGCUUAUCAGUU
Messenger RNA from Cornus florida, 798 nucleotides. RefSeq names its product non-specific lipid transfer protein GPI-anchored 14-like. The transcript has 3 exons. The coding region runs from base 48 to 623 and encodes 191 amino acids. Lineage: Eukaryota; Viridiplantae; Streptophyta; Magnoliopsida; Cornales; Cornaceae. The record is from RefSeq and is a predicted model, not a curated record.